Molecule: messenger RNA, 1002 nt
Organism: Pyricularia pennisetigena
Lineage: Eukaryota; Fungi; Ascomycota; Sordariomycetes; Magnaporthales; Pyriculariaceae
Exons: 1
Coding region: 1-1002 (333 amino acids)
Molecular function (GO): hydrolase activity
Source: RefSeq, a predicted model, not a curated record
AUGGCCUCGCAAGCACCUAUACUGAAGGUAGACCCUGAAUUAAGGCUUAUUUGGCAAGGAGCCCCAAACAUGGGUACACUCCGGGAUGCAUUUGCCGUCCGUGACGCAUUCGCAUCCCAUUACCCGGAAAUAUUCGGCGUCCCCCAUCAAUCAGUCUCCACUCAACCACGCUCCCACAACGUCAGGUCUGCCGAUGGAACCCAAAUAGAGGUUGUGCAUUUUAUCCCCGAGACACCUGCAGCAGAGAAAGCGCCACCGGCUCGUGCAGUCAUAUUCUGUUUUGGCGGCGGUUUCAUCAUGGGAAACGCGGACAGCAACAUGGAUUUUGCCGCCGAUAUGGCAAUCCAGACACGGAGCCAGGUGUUCAUGCCGAACUACCGCCUCGCACCGGAGCACCCAGCCCCGGCGGCCGUGGAGGACGUCUACGCUACGCUGAGGUGGGUGCAGACGCAUGCCGCAGAGCUCGGCAUUGAUGCGGCACGCGUGGUUCUUUUUGGUAUGAGCGCGGGCGGCGGAAUUGCCACCGGUACUGCCCUAAUGGCUUAUGACAAAAGCCUCGCCAGUUCAGAAAAGCUUCCGCUGCCGGCCGGCUUGGCGCUGCGGUACCCUAUGUUAGACGACCGCACGGCCGGGUCGAUCGAUGACCCGGAGCACCGCUAUCAUGUUUGGAACUACGUGGUCAAUGAAAUUGCAUGGACAGCGUACGCGGGCGGCAAGGCAAGAGCUGAAAGGACGGACGAAAACGUUUCUGUGUACGCGGCACCAGCGCGGGCUGGGUCAGAUAAGCUGCAGGGCCUGCCGCCGACGUUUGUGGACGUAGGGGGGCUGGACUUAUUCCGAGACGAGAUUGUCAGGUUUGUGACCGCGCUGGCCAAAGCCGGCGUUGAGUUUGAGUUCCACCAGUACCCGGGGCUUCCACACGGCGUCGAAUUGAUGGCGCCGGGGAUUAGCAAGGCGAUUACCAUGAAGAAUAAUAUGCUCAGGUUCAUUGGUAGAUUUUAG